AUGAGGAACGGGCAAAUGAGGUGGUACUCCGUUAAGAUGUGCCGUCAUUUGUUCCGUCAACAAUUCGACGGGAGGGUAAGCACCUGUUUGUUUGUCGCUUACUGUACUAGGGAAGCUCGGAGUGAAACGCGGGAAACCCUGGUGCGCGCUGGUUUUGAACCGUGGGUAAUGGGGAUUGCACGCGCAUCGAAAUUUGAUUUUGUCCUGGGCGUAACGGGGGUAACCAACACUUUGUUUGUGGACCGAGGUCACACUGAGUCGUGCAUGGUCUGGAAGCCAGAACCCAUCAGUUAA
Messenger RNA from Pyricularia grisea, 294 nucleotides. RefSeq lists its product as uncharacterized. Bases 1 to 294 code for a protein of 97 amino acids. Lineage: Eukaryota; Fungi; Ascomycota; Sordariomycetes; Magnaporthales; Pyriculariaceae. The transcript has 2 exons. The record is from RefSeq and is a predicted model, not a curated record.